CUACCAUUCACACGCUGAACGCAUCACUAACCAUAGUUUAACCAUGGCUAAAGCUCCAACCAAGAAGUUCAGUAGCACUCCAAACCCCACUGGGGCCAAAGUGUCUGCUGAAAAGCACUUGAACUCUGUGUUCAAGUUCAACACCAAUUUGGGUCAACAUAUUUUGAAGAACCCACUUGUAGCUCAAGGGAUUGUCGAUAAGGCCGGUAUUAAACCCUCAGAUAUCGUCUUGGAAGUCGGUCCAGGUACCGGUAACUUGACUGUGCGUAUCUUGGAACAGGCCCGUAAAGUUGUGGCCGUGGAAAUGGAUCCUAGAAUGGCGGCAGAAUUAACUAAGAGAGUCCAUGGAACCCCAGCUCAAAAGAAAUUGGAGAUCAUGUUGGGGGAUUUCAUGAAAACUGAACUUCCAUACUUUGAUGUGUGCAUCUCUAACACUCCAUACCAAAUUUCUUCCCCAUUGGUUUUCAAGCUUCUCAAUCAACCAAGACCUCCAAGAGUAUCUAUUCUUAUGUUCCAACGUGAAUUUGCCUUGAGAUUACUUGCCAGACCGGGAGACUCCCUCUACUGUAGACUUUCUGCCAACGUGCAGAUGUGGGCCAACGUCACACAUAUCAUGAAGGUUGGUAAGAACAAUUUCCGUCCUCCUCCACAAGUUGAAUCUUCGGUGGUUAGAAUUGAAGUUAAACAACCAAGACCAAACGUUGACUUCAAUGAAUGGGACGGUCUUUUACGUAUUUGUUUCGUGAGAAAGAAUAAGACUGUUGCUGCUGGGUUUAAAUCCAACAACGUUUUAGAAAUCUUGGAAAAGAAUUACAAGACCUUUUUGGCCACUUCAAACGCACAAGACAAUGAGGCCAUGAUGGUGGAUGAUAAACUGUCAAUGACCGACAUAGUUAAGGCCAAAAUUGAGCAGGUUCUCACUGAAACCGGCUUCCUGGAACAAAGAUCCGCUAAGAUGGACCAAACAGACUUUUUGAAGUUAUUGUAUGCCUUCCACCAAGUUGGUAUCCAUUUCGCAUAGUGUAUAAUAGGAAAGAUGAAUAGAAGAUAAAUAGAAAUUUUUAAAAAAAACAUUAAGAUAUUACUUUGUAGUUAUAUUAUUUACUGUUUCUGUCUAAAUCUAUUUAUUGU
Molecule: messenger RNA, 1131 nt
Organism: [Candida] anglica
Lineage: Eukaryota; Fungi; Ascomycota; Pichiomycetes; Serinales; Debaryomycetaceae
Source: the annotation of a GenBank genome assembly